AUGGCUUUGCAAAGUGAUCGAUCCACACCAGGGAAAGAGCCUGCAUGGAGGAAUGAAUGUGGAAUCGUUGGCAACACCUGGAGGAAAUAUGUUGAUAGAAAAAAUAUAGUUCUGCAGUUCCUUGUAAACAAUUUAAGCACAGAUAUCUUAAAACAGUAUGAAACAAGACUGGAACUUUUGAAAAAAUGUUCUUAUUACAUAGAUGUAUUGCCUAAACACUUCGCACUAGGAGAUCAGAAGUUAUUUCAGCCCAAUGUUCUCUAUCAGUUGAUUGAUCCAUGCAAAUUCCUGCGGAUGAAGAAUGUAGGAUCUACUCAGGUCAAAAUCCAGCUUUUCCUGCAAAGAGAGUAUCUCGAUGAGCUGAAGAAUGGACAUGAAGAGUUGAAAGUCAUUGCUAAAAUAUCAGAUGUGACAUUAUUUCUUUUACACUGGAACACUACUUGUUCUAAACUUGGACAGCUCUUAAGUACAUUAAAGAAUUUAAUAUCAGUUCUUGUACCUGGGAAACUUUAUGUGAAGCAUCAAUUAAUGAGUGAUGCAAAGUCAAACAAAAUACCACAGCUUAGGGUGGUCCUGAGAACCAAGAUGCCAGUAGAGUUUGAUCGAAAAGAAUCAAUGGCUUAUCACAACUCAGUUAAGUUGAAGUGGCUGGUCCCAGGGGAAGAGGUGCAUCAUGACCAAUACGAGCUUGUCUAUAAACUUCUGGAGCCUCGUUAUUGCAUUGAAAGGAAUCAACUUGGAGUGAUUCCUGUGGAAUCAGACAGUAUUGAGAUUGGAAAUUUGCAGCCUGCCAGUUUGUAUGAAUUUACAAUUAGACGUGCAGAUAAUUACACACUUGUUUACUCAGCAUGGUGUGACAUCAUGAUUCUGAAAACAAAAGUGUCAAAUCACCUGCUUUAUGUAAACAACAACACAUCUCACUUCACAUAG
Mobula hypostoma (lesser devil ray) is the source of this 930-nucleotide messenger RNA. Its product is annotated as fibronectin type III domain-containing protein 11-like. The coding region runs from base 1 to 930 and encodes 309 amino acids. The transcript has a single exon. The record is from RefSeq and is a predicted model, not a curated record. Lineage: Eukaryota; Metazoa; Chordata; Chondrichthyes; Myliobatiformes; Myliobatidae. Gene Ontology annotation, molecular function: protein binding.